This is a messenger RNA of Polypterus senegalus (gray bichir), 4430 nucleotides long. Its product is annotated as zinc finger protein 62 homolog. Lineage: Eukaryota; Metazoa; Chordata; Cladistia; Polypteriformes; Polypteridae. The record is from RefSeq and is a predicted model, not a curated record. The coding region runs from base 178 to 3951 and encodes 1257 amino acids. Gene Ontology annotation, cellular component: nucleus. The transcript is spliced from 3 exons.
GCAUGCACAAGCACAAGCACAAGCACAAGUACGGAAAAAAAAGAAAAGUCCCUGUCUCCAUGCAGUGCGCUGUUUAAUGGCUUCUGGGCCAGGGCUGUCCGUGUGAGAAGAGAAUCCGAGAAGAGACACUUUUGGGGGGUGGGAGAGAGAGAGAGUGAGAAGAGUUUUACCCACACCAUGGCCUCAGCCAAAAAGGAUGACACCGAUGAAAUACUGGCAAAUAUUAAACAAGAGGACUUUGAGUGGGCUGCGGUAGAGGAUUUGUGCAUGAAGGCGGAGGAACAUGAAGGAAGAAUUUCAGAUUUUAAAGAGCAGGAGCUCAAGUGGGAGGCUGGCAUUAAAGAGGAGGAUUCAAAAGACUUCAUGGUUGGUUUCAAACAAGAUGUCUGUGACGAGUCCCUUCCCAGCGUCCAGCCCUGGCAUUCUAAUGUGGGACAAAUGAGCACCCAGCAGAAUUCUGUGGAAUUGAAAUCUGAGGUGAAGGAUGAAGGAGAUGGGAGAGGAGCUGAAGAGCAGCAGCCACGAUACGGAGGCGUUGGAACGAUUUUACAUGAAAAUGCCAGCUGCUCCCCAUCUUUAUUUGUUCAGCCAUCUCCUCAGUACGGACUGCAACAGAAACAGAAGGACGAGAAGAUACAGGAAUCAACAAGAGGAUCCGAAAAUUUGACCCCCAUUUCUUUUACUGCUGCGGUGGAAGUGAUCGACACUGACCAACAACAAGGGCAUAACACAAAUCGAGAGUCUUUAUGUGUCAGUCGAGGGAGUGAAAGUACAAUGAAAAACACAUCUGACGGUAAAGAAGCAACAAAACCUUAUUCUUGUUCUGAAUGUGGGAAAAGAUUCCUCCAUGACAGUGGCCUUCAGAAACACAUCAGAAUUCAUACUGGAGAAAAACCUUAUUGCUGCUCUGAAUGUGGCAAGAGAUAUUCUGACAAGCGUGGUCUCCGAGUACAUACAAGAACCCACACGGGAGAAAAGCCAUAUGUCUGUGCUAAAUGUGGGAAAGGAUUCAAACAAAGUGGCCAUCUUCAGUACCACAAAAAAAUUCACAUUGAAGAAAGACCUCAUCACUGCUCUGAAUGCGGCAAGAGAUUUUCUGACAGUCGUGAUCUCCUAAAACAUUCAAGAAUCCAUUCCACUGAAAAUCCAAAUGUCUGUCCUGAAUGUGGGAAAAGAUUCCUCCAUGACAGUGGCCUUCAGAAACACAUCAGAAUUCACACUGGAGAAAAACCUCAUUGCUGCUCUGAAUGUGGCAAAAGAUUUUCUCGCAAGUAUGGUCUCGUAAAUCAUUCAAGAGUCCAUAGUGGAGAAAAUCCACAUGUCAUUUCUGAAAGUGGGAAAGGAUUUUCCCAUAAUGCUGGACUUCAGUCGCACAUAACAGUUCACCCUGGAGAAAAACCUUACUGCUGCUCUGAAUGUGGCAAGCGAUAUUCUGACAGGCGUGGUCUCAGAGUACAUAAAAGAACCCACACGGGAGAAAAGCCAUAUGUCUGUGCUAAAUGUGGGAAAGGAUUCAAACAAAGUGGCCAUCUUCAGUACCACAAAAAAAUUCACAUUGAAGAAAGACCUCAUCACUGCUCUGAAUGCGGCAAGCGAUUUUCUGACAGUCGUGAUCUCCUAAAACAUUCAAGAAUCCAUUCCACAGAAAAUCCAAAUGUCUGUCCUGAAUGUGGGAAAAGAUUUUCUCGCAAGUAUGGUCUCGUAAAUCAUUCAAGAGUCCAUAGUGGAGAAAAUCCACAUGUUGUUUCUGAAAGUGAGAAAGGAUUUUCUAACGAGUAUGGUCUCCUCGAUCAUUCAGGUGUCCAUAGUGGAGAAAAUCCACAUGUCGUUUCUGAAAGUGAGAAAGGAUUUUCUAACGAGUAUGGUCUCCUCGAUCAUUCUGGUGUCCAUAGUGGAGAAAAUCCACAUGUCGUUUCUGAAAGUGAGAAAGGAUUUUCUAACGAGUAUGGUCUCCUCGAUCAUUCAGGUGUCCAUAGUGGAGAAAAUCCACAUGUCGUUUCUGAAAGUGAGAAAGGAUUUUCUAACGAGUAUGGUCUCCUCGAUCAUUCAGGUGUCCAUAGUGGAGAAAAUCCACAUGUCGUUUCUGAAAGUGAGAAAGGAUUUUCUAACGAGUAUGGUCUCCUCGAUCAUUCAGGUGUCCAUAGUGGAGAAAAUCCACAUGUCGUUUCUGAAAGUGAGAAAGGCUUUUCCCAUAAUGCCGGACUUCAGUCGCACAUAGGAAUUCACACUGGAGCAAGGCUUCAUUCCUUCUCUGAAUGUGGCAAGCAAUAUUCUGACAGCCGUGGUCUCACAAUACAUACAAGAACUCACACAGGAGAAAUGCCAAAUGUCAGUGCUAAAGAUGGAAAAAGAUUCAGACAGACUGGCCAUCUUGAUUCCCACACAAUAAUUCAUACUGAAGAAAAAGCUCAUGGCUCCUCUGAAUUUGGCAAGCGAUUUUCCGACAGUCAUGAUCUCCUAAAACAUUUAAGAAUCCAUACUGGAGAAAAGCCAUAUGUCUGUUCUGAAAGUGGAAAAAAAAAUUCCCAUGAUUCCAGACUUCAGUCGCACAUAACAGUUCACCCUGGAGAAAAACCUUAUUGCUGCUCUGAAUGUGGCAAGCGAUAUUCUGAUAGGCGUGGUCUCAGAGUACAUAAAAGAACCCACACGGGAGAAAAGCCAUAUGUCUGUGCUAAAUGUGGGAAAGGAUUCAAACAAAGUGGCCAUCUUCAGUCCCACAAAAAAAUUCACAUUAAAGAAAGACCUCAUUGCUGCUCUGAAUGCGGCAAGCGAUUUUCUGACAGUCGUGAUCUCCUAAAACAUUCAAGAAUCCAUUCCACAGAAAAUCCAAAUGUCUGUCCUGAAUGUGGGAAAAGAUUUCCCUAUAAUGCCAGACUUCAGUCGCACAUAAGAUCUCACACUGGAGAAAAACCUCAUUGCUGCUCUGAAUGUGGCAAAAGAUUUUCUCACAAGUAUGGUCUCGUAAAUCAUUCAAGAGUCCAUAGUGGAGAAAAUCCACAUGUUGUUUCUGAAAGUGAGAAAGGAUUUUCUAACGAGUAUGGUCUCCUCGAUCAUUCAGGUGUCCAUAGUGGAGAAAAUCCACAUGUCGUUUCUGAAAGUGGGAAAGGAUUUUCCCAUAAUGCCGAACUUCCGUCGCACAUAGCAGUUAACACUGGAGCAAAACUUAAUUGCUGCUCUGAAUGUGGCAAGCAAUAUACUGACAGCUGUGGUCUCAGAGUACAUACAAGAACUCGCACGGGAGAAAAGCUGUAUGUCUGUGCUAAAUGUGAUAAAGGAUUCAAACAAAGUGGCUAUCUUCGGUCCAACUUAAAAAAUCAUAUUGAAGAAAGACCUCAUCGCUGCUCUGAAUGUGGCAGGAGAUUUUCCGACAUUUGUGAUCUCCUAAAACAUUCAAGAAUCCAUAAUGGAGGAAAGCCAUAUGUCUGUUCUGAAUGUGGAAAAAGAUUUUCCCAUGAUUCCAGACUUCAGUCGCACAUAACAGUUCACACUGGAGAAAAACCUCAUUGCUGCUUGGAAUGUGGCAACAGAUUUUCUAACAAGUCUGGUCUCCUAAGACAUACAAGAAUCCACACUGGUGAAAAGCCCUUUGGCUGCGCUGAAUGUGGGAAAAGAUUCAUUGACAGCAGAAAUUUUCAGAGCCAUGCAAGAACUCACACUGGAGAGAAGCCAUAUGCCUGUUCUGAAUGUGGCAAACGAUUCAGCCAUGAAAGCGGUUUUCGGGCCCAUAUAAGAAUUCAUACAGGAGAAAAACCUUAUUGCUGCUCUGAAUGUGGUAAACGAUUUCCCCAAUUUGCCAAUCUGAAAAGGCAUGCAAGAACCCACUCUGGGGAGAAGCCUUAUUGCUGCUCUGAAUGUGGCAAAAGAUUCAAUGAGAGUAGUGCUCUUCAGAGGCACAUGACUGUGCACACACAAGAGGAAGUUGGGACGCUGUUACAUGUCAAAAUAUGCUAAUGAAUUGUGAGACAGGAGUGGCACACUCAUGGAGCAACACUCCUAAUUACAAAAUCGGACCAAAACACUACUGCCCCAUGACCUUGUAGCGAGUUCUUCUUAAAGUAGGACGAGGAGCCCGGCACACACGAAAAUCUGCUACUCUUAGGGAAAAACUAAUAUUAUCCGGAAUGGAACCAAACAGAACUUUAGCCCCAAUUUGAUCCCCUCAGCUGGAAAUGUCCUUUAAGAAUUUACAAAAGGAAAUAACCACCCCAACAAUUUUAUUUAAAAACACAAGAAUAUAUAUUAUAAAUCAAUCAAAAAAACUAUAAACACCCUUUAAGCAAUCCUCCACAGAUCCGGAACAACUAAACAAACACUAAUUAAUAUACCACCCCCUGGAAACCUUCUAUAGUAUACUCCCCAAAAAAGAAAGAAAGAAAAGGAAAUGUCACAUAUUUACUGCCAGCACAAACAGAUUCACAGCACACACAUAU